GAAUCCCAAACCGCCCCCUACACACUAUCCCUACACACUACCCCUCCGUUUGCGCGUUCCCGUGGAGGGUCCUCCAUAUUAAGGGCCGUCCCAAACCAGGUAGUGCGGAGGGAGAGUGGACUGUUCAGCCCUUAAAUAGCGAGUCUGCAUUGAUGCUCACUCCGGACAACUUUUUCAGGAAGUGCAACGUCGAAAUGGAGGAGGAAACAAACAUAUCGAUGUCAGCUGUCCGGGAUCCCUGCCGUCCUCCUUCCCCUCCGACUCUCCCCAGCCCAGUCAUCGUCGGUUUUUCCCUGCCUGGACCUCCCCACUCCUGCCUGGACCCCCGCUCCUGCCUGGACCCCCAUUCCUGCCUGGACCCCUUCUGCCCCUGCCUGGACCCCCCCGUUUCUGGCCAAGACCCCCCACUACACCAGCCACUCCUGUACCCUGGAUUUUCCCCCCAUCGAGCCACCAUUUCACCUCCAACAAUAAACGCUUUCAUUCCAGCCAGCCUUGGUAGUGUGGCUCUCUGCUUGGGUCCACCCGCUCGUCCCUGACAGAAGGACUGGAUUCUUUAAGACCUUCAAAGGUUUCAGUAUUUAAAUUAUGUUUUAAGUCACAGAAUUUUUGAGAAACUUCAACCAUCAAGAGGAAAUUAAACACUCAGUAACUGAAACUGGUUUGAAUAUAUGUAAAAUGCUGAUACUGUAGUGGACAGGAAAAAUAUCUGCUUUUUUUAUCUGUCAAAUAAUCUCCAUAAAACAGAUCUUUGUGUCACGUUUAAGUAGAUGACAAUAAGUGAUUUUAUAACAGAUGUUUAGUCAUACCAGGCUGAAAUAUAUCAUUUUAAAAUGUGUAAGGAGUGUGAGUUUUUUUUAAUUGUACCAUGAUAAUUCACUCAUUGUCAGUGUUGCUGUCCACUAACUCCUGGGCAGACAGAUGCAAAAAAACAAACAGAUAAACAAAAGAAAAAAACAAUAAAUAAAUUAG
This is a messenger RNA of Acanthochromis polyacanthus (spiny chromis), 972 nucleotides long. RefSeq names its product splicing factor 3A subunit 2-like. Lineage: Eukaryota; Metazoa; Chordata; Actinopteri; Pomacentridae. The transcript has 2 exons. Bases 153 to 539 code for a protein of 128 amino acids. The record is from RefSeq and is a predicted model, not a curated record.